This is a messenger RNA of Polyodon spathula (Mississippi paddlefish), 4225 nucleotides long. RefSeq names its product R3H domain-containing protein 2-like. Gene Ontology annotation, molecular function: nucleic acid binding. NCBI's taxonomy places the organism in Eukaryota, Metazoa, Chordata, Actinopteri, Acipenseriformes, Polyodontidae. The record is from RefSeq and is a predicted model, not a curated record.
UGCCUGGAAGGGAGAGAAUGCCUGAGGAAUGAUCUUUUCAUCCCAGCGGCUUCACCAGGCUUUUCAAAAUAUGGAAUGCAAUUUAACCGUCGCUCUGCCAAGGAAUCUGUUGUAGCCAGUUCCUGGAGUCUUAUGUGAAAUUUGAUUGGUAGCAUCAGUUUCGCGCUCCAGCUUUGCCAUCCUUUCCAUCCUUCCUUCUUUCCUUCCUCCUUCCUUCUUCCCCCUCGAACGUGGAAGAUGUCCAGCAACUACAGCACCCAAGAAACCCUGGACAUCAUGAAGGAGUCUGAGAAGAUGCUGGUGAAGGAGUCGGUCAACAAGAACAAGCUCAUCAGCCGCUCGCCCAGCAGGGAGGGGACGGAGGAGGAGGCUGACGAGGCCAAUGCACAGCUAGACCCACAGCGGCGAACCCAAAACUAUGGACACAGCAGGAAAAGAGCCAAGUCUAAUGCAAAGUUAAAGCUGGUGCGAAGCCUUGCAGUGUGUGAAGAAUCUUCCAGCCCCUUCGCUGGGGAUGGGCCUCAGGAAACACAGGACAUUAUUCAGUUACACAUCAGCUGUCCUUCUGAUAAAGAGGAAGAGAAGUCAUCCAAAGAAGAAUCGGAGAAGGAGGAGAAAGAUAAAAAUAAAGAGAAGGAUCCCAAGAAAAUGCUGUCGCGAGACUCCAGCCAGGAGUACACAGAUUCAACAGGAAUAGACGUGCACGAGUUCUUGGUGAAUACGCUGAAAAACAAUCCAAGGGAUAGAAUGAUGCUGCUAAAACUGGAACAGGAUAUUCUAGAAUUUAUCAAUGAUAACAAUAAUCAGUACAAGAAGUUUCCUCAGAUGACCUCCUAUCACCGCAUGCUGUUGCACCGGGUCGCUGCUUACUUUGGCAUGGAUCACAAUGUCGACCAAACUGGAAAAGCCGUCAUUAUCAACAAGACCGGCAACACCCGCAUCCCAGAGCAGAGGUUUUCUGAGCAUAUCAAAGAUGAGAGGAACAUGGAUUUCCAAAAGAAAUUCAUUCUGAAGAGAGAUGACGCCAGUGUUGAUAAGGAUGAUAACCAGAUCAGAGUCCCGCUACAGGAUGGCAGGAGAAGUAAAUCCAUAGAAGAGAGAGAAGAGGAGUACCAGAGAGUCAGAGACCGCAUAUUCGCUCGGGAAUCCUCGCAAAAUGGGUACAUCAACGACAGCAGACUCUCCAAAGAAGGCUUUUCUUCUAGUUCUCAAAAAAGGAGGCAGAUUUUUAGGGGGAACAGGGAGAGCUCUAGCCGGGCCUCCAGCAGCCGGCAGAGCAGCAUAGACAGCGAGCUCAAGUGCCUGGAUCCGCGGCCCUGGAGCAGCACGGACUCGGACAGCUCCAGCCGCACCUUGCGCCCCCCUGUCACCAAGGCCAGCAGCUUCAGCGGCAUCUCCAUCCUCACCCGCGGAGACAGCAUCGGCAGCGGGAAGGGAGGGCCGACCGGCUGCAGGCUCUCCCGGACAGGUCUUCCAAUGGGCACCCUGGAUCUGUGCAGCCAACCACAAGCUCCUCAAACCGGGAGAAGCCUCUUGCCAUGCCCCCCUCAACAAGCACAAGGGCAGACGCAUCAGCAGACUGGCCUCCUGCCCACUCCACAGCACCCUCCCCUCGGCAAUCACAUGAUGGGCCAGCCUGUCCCAGCUCCACAGACUAUGCAGUACUCGGCAAGCUCCUGUCCCCAGGUUCUCCUUCCAGUCUCUCCUCCCCAGCAGUACACCAUGGCCGAUGACCUGGGCCCACAGUUUAGGCAGAUGAGCCUGAGUCGGCAGGGCUCCGGUGAAGCAGAGCCCCCUCCUGCCCUGUACCAGACUCCCACUGUCUUGUCCCAGCACCCUCCACAACCUGGUUACAUCAUGGCUUCCACGGGACAGCCCAUCCCGGGCUCUGGGUACCAGCCUGGCUCCACACAUCCCCACCCCCCUCCACCCGGAGGGGGGAGACAGCCUGUGCUGCAGCCCCCACCACCACAGAGCUACAUGCAGCCACCCCCCCAGCAGAUCCAGGUGUCCUACUACCCUCCUGGGCAGUAUCCAGGCUCCAGUCAGCAGUACCGGCCCCUUUCCCACCAGGUCUCCUACGCCUCCCAGAGAGCUCAGCAGAUGCCCCAGCCAGCACAGCAGUCAGGUCUCCAAACAAUGAUGCCAAACCAGCAACAAGCCUACCAGGGUAUGAUGGGGGUCCAACAGCCACAGAAUCCUGGCCUCAUGAGCAACCAGCGGGGCAGCAUGGGCAACCAGAUGCAGGGCAUGGUGGUCCAGUAUCCUACGCUUCCUUCCUAUCAGGUUCCCGUGGGUAAUGAUUCCCAGCAGGUGGUGCAGCAGACAUACCAACAGCCAGUGAUGGUGCCGGCGAACCAGUCUGUGCAGGGUGGGCUGCCAGGAGGGGCCCUGCCAGUCUACUAUAGCGUGAUCCCACCAGCACAGCAGAACAGCACAAGCCCCUCUCUAGGGUUCCUCCAGCCCCAAGUGUCCGAGCAGUUCCAGAUGCCCCAGUCUCCCUCCCCUUGCAACCCUCCUCAGAUCCAGCAGCAUUAUUCAGGUGUGGCCCCUCCAGGCCCCGGAGUGGUAGUGAUGCAGCUGAGCGUCCCCAACGGCCCCCAGCCCCCUCAGAACCCACCUAUGGUCCAGUGGAACCAGUGCAAAUACUACAGCAUGGAUCAGAGGGGGCAGAAACCAGGGGAGCUCUACAAACCUGACAACGGGCCCCAAGCCAAUAACCAGAUGAGCCCCCUAGCCUCUCCCACCCAGUCUCCCACCCCCUUGCCCUCAAACAACGUCAACACAGUGUGUCCUGGACUGGGUCACCUGCCUUUAAUCGCACAGUUCCCCAGACCUGCGGGGCCCGCACAAGGUGAUCACAGCCGUUACUCCUUGUUGGGCCAGCCUUUGCAAUACAGCCUCUGUCCACCUCCGCUGAUCCACAGCCAGUCUUCAUACGCCACACACCAGGGACAAUCUGGAAUGAAGCAUGGCCGAGGGAAGCGUCCAACACUGAAAUCUGCAUCAACAGAUCUGGGAACCACGGAUGUAGUGGUCAGCCGGAUCCUGGAAGUGACGGAUCUCCCCGACGGAAUCACGCGUACAGAGGCUGAGAAACUCUUCAACCAGCUGGCCAUGUCUGGAGCCAAGAUCCAGUGGCUGAAGGACAUGCAGGGUCGGGGGGACUGUGGUGGGGGAGGAUGCGGGGGUCCCCCAGGCAAGGGGGGCAACGACCCCGCCAACCUCUACACUGUAGUGGCCGUUUUCCCGAGCACGAUGGCCGCACAGAGCGCCUCCUUCAAACUCAACAACUCCACUAGCCGCUUCAAGCUGCGGGCAACCAAAAAGAACUAUGACCUGCGCAUCCUGGAGCGGGCUAGCUCACAGUAAGGUGGAGGAGGGAGGGAGGGAGGGGGCGGGCGAGUUGAGUUUCGCCGCCUUUGUCAGAAGAGCACACAAAAAAGACACGUGUGGUGUGCUGAAGAAGAAAUUCACACACACGUGCACAAACACACUGGACAGUCUCCCUCACUACCGUUCCUCUCUCUCUCUCUGUCUCUCUGUUCGUCAGCCACAACCCUAUUUUUUCCAACCUUCCUCCCUUUUUAAUUCCGGAUUCUUUCUUUUUUUUUCGCUGCCUCUGUUGGCUUUUGUUUGCCUUACUACUGCUGUGGCUUCCAGUACUGCUUGCUUUGUAAUUCGUUGUUUUUUUUGUGUUUUUGUUUUUUCAAACUUUUUUUUUUUUUGGGGGUUCUAUAAAUAUUUAUAUACAGUAAGUGAUUUAAGAUUUAAAAGCAUAUAUUCAGUGAUUUCAAUGGAAGAAUUUACUACCUUACCUCUCCUUCGUCCCUUUCUUUCUUUCUUUCUUUCUUUCUUUCUUUCUUUCUUUCUUUCUUUCUUUCUUUCUUUCUUUCAAUAUCCCGGACUCCACCCCGUUUCUUUCCACCACCCCCAUCGUUUUUUAUUCUCGUGUUUGCGAUUUUUCUGUUGACAGCUGUGCAGAACGUAUCAGAAGAAGUAUUUAAAAAGUGCACAAUGAUUGCAUAUGUCUACUGUACAUUUUAUUUAAUCUGUUAUUUUGUUUUUAAAAAUAUAAAACGGAAAAAAAAAAUUGUCUGCCAGUAUCGACUCUGCAUAUUUUUUCGCUUGUGCCGUUUGCUCAUUUUUCAUUUACGUUUUUCAAUUCAAGUCUAGUCAGUCAGUCACUUACAGUAUAGUCAGUCUAAAGCCUCAUUUCCAUCAG